UCAGGUACAGCCUGAACCUAGAGAGUGUAGACAGACACGGACAUCAUGGAGACUCGACCAUUGGCUGGGGAACCCCGUGCCAUCAUUGGGAUAGCUUAGGAGCCUUAUGAGAGUACUCCUGAGACCCAAGACAGUCUAAAACUGAAAUGGGCUUUUUAGUGAUCCUGGGGCAUUGCUCGGUGACACCAGCAGCAGAGUGCUACUUACAUUUAAAAUCCCCUGUGAUUUCUGCCUAGCUUGCCUAGCUGUCUUUGCAUUUUACCGGGCAUUUGAGUCAGAUGGCUUUUCAGCCCAUGGUUCACCUGCAGGUAGCCAAAGGCCACAGACCGUAUUUCAGACUUGCUGUUAGACAGAAUGCCCUGGAGUGUGGAGGCAUUUCUGCUUCAUGGAAAUGUCUGGAAGAUAGAUCAUUGACUUCCUGCCUAGAAUCGAGUGUGUGUGGUGGGUCUUCAGGGUAGGUGGCCCUGCACGUGGGGAGAAUGUGCGAGAGAGGCUUCUCUGCAUGGCCGCCUCUUACUGAUUCUCCCAGCCCCGCCCCCCAGGCAAGGAUUGCAGAGCUCAAACCCUGGGCACAAACCGGGUGUCCCUACAGACAUCAGUCAAGGAAAGUAAGCCAGCGUGAGGCCCGUGGCUCGUGCCUUGUUCCGACGGGCACGGGAAUCUGCCCGGGAGGCAUUGGUGGGGUGCGGAGAGGGGCAACGUGCAGGCUGAGGAGAGGCAAAGAGAAGGCCUCCUCCCCCUCAUCAUUGUGCAAGGUGGCGGUGGGUCCCUUGGCUAACCCAUUCACCUAAGUAGCAGUCUCCAUGUGCCUUCGGGUGACCCAGGCGUGGGUGAAUUCGGAGGGUCUCUGUGGAGGACCUCGCCGUCCUGGCUGUGACAAUGCUGAAAGGACCGUGUGGCUACUCCCUUGACCCUGGACACCCGUCCUGGCUUCUGCUGCCUGUUUGAAAGUAUACAUCUGGUGCGGGGCUCUCAAGGCCACGGCCUCAGAAAAUGAGCUCUGACCUUUGGGCAGCACAUCAGUGUGGGUCAGCCAGGUCCUGGGAGAUCGAGGAUACAAAGACAGUUGGUGGUUUGCCCCCAUGUUUGGCAUGGUUACUUUAAACCCGUAGAUGAGUGUCGGCUUUCUGGGUGAACUACCUUGUGUGACCAGAAUGUUGGCACACUGACAGGUCACUUGCAUGGCUGGCCUUUUAUUAGGUUACCGGCUAGCUGUGUUGCGAUGUCACCCCCAAGUGACCCGAGCCCCUUUGUGGUGUCUCAAGCUGCACUGUUAGCAAGGGGUGCUGCUGGCCACGAUACACUGUCAUGUUUACAGGAAGGAAGGAUGCACCACCGCCAAGGAUGGCUAACCACAAGAAAAGUCAUCCGACAGGCCAGGGGCCUGGCUUCAGGUUGGGCCGUUUCCUCCAGAAAUAGGGGUUCCCGCAAUUGGCUUGCAGAGCUAUGCUCCCCCAGCAGACCCUCCCCACACCCUGGCUUCAGGCUGCUGCUUGAAGAAAAUACUUCGCAAGCUUUGACUGAGGAGCCUUUGUUCAAAAGGCCACGCACCACCUGUGACGCCCUGUCCUUGGGAGCAGGCAAUUUCCUCUGCCUGCCCUUCCCCAAGAAGCUGCGGAACAUUGUUAAUAGCAAUCAGUUUGCAUCCAUUUGGUGGGACGAUGAUGGGACUUGCAUAGGCAUCGACGAGAAACUGUUCCAGAAGGAGUUUUUGGAGAGGCAUGGCCUGAACAAAGUGUUUGAAACAGACUGUAUGAAUUUCAUCCACCAGCUCGAUGGAAUCCUCUAUGGAUUCAACAAAAUUCUUCAGGAUGUCCUCCCAUCCAUGUGCCUGGCCAGCUUCUUCCCCGGAGACCCCAUGCUGAGCAAAGGGGCUGGAAAUCCCAGCAGCCCCGAUGGUGAUUGGGUGCCCGUGUCCCACUAUGGGCAGUGGCAAUGGCAGCAGAGACUGAAAAUGGGGAAGGUGCUCCGGAUGGGGCCUAGAAUGUUGGUGCUGGUUGUGAUCAACUCUGUUGUGACUUGGGAUUUCUUUUCCUCUUUCGAUUUUGCAUCUCAGUUACAGUUCUACAGCAGCCCCUUGUUUAAGGGAGCCUGCUCUCACCUCCUCGUGAGGAUGAAGAGGAGAGUGGGCAUUAAAUCUGGGUUAAGGCAGGUGGAGAGCAAGCCCGAAGCCCUGGGAAUUCCCCCAGCACCUGCAGCCACUGAACGACCAGAGGAACUCCCCACCUCUAAUGAGGACAAGUGGGAGCCGGUGAGUAGCCGAGAGCUUGACAGUCCUACUACCCCGGUCAGGAGUGAGUCCGCCCCUCCAGCCAUUCCAAGGAUGGCAGCCAGGCCCAACUUGGAUCUGGAUGCUGCAGGAGGCCGGCCGACCAGCGGCCAGCCUGAGGGCACCCAGGUCUUGACACUCCCAUGGCUGCCAUGGCCAUGCCUGGGGCCUUCCCCCUGGUCUGUCUCGCCCUGCCUUCUGCCCAUGUGCAUUCCUACGGGCCGCUGGUAGCUUUGCUGCCAUGCCUCCCACGCUCCUGGCACCCCCAGACCAGCCCGGGGACAUGUGCCAUCUGCGCCCCUCCCCAUGGCUGGGCUGCUGCCCUCGUGCCAUCACUGGAUGCCUGUCGUGGCUUCCAGAC
This is a messenger RNA of Felis catus (domestic cat), 2630 nucleotides long. It is a transcript of the gene HSFX2, whose product is annotated as heat shock transcription factor family, X-linked 2. Gene Ontology annotation, biological process: regulation of DNA-templated transcription. Lineage: Eukaryota; Metazoa; Chordata; Mammalia; Carnivora; Felidae. Gene Ontology annotation, molecular function: sequence-specific DNA binding; DNA-binding transcription factor activity. The record is from RefSeq and is a predicted model, not a curated record.